Molecule: messenger RNA, 762 nt
Organism: Bufo bufo (common toad)
Lineage: Eukaryota; Metazoa; Chordata; Amphibia; Anura; Bufonidae
Product: olfactory receptor 5A1-like
Exons: 1
Coding region: 1-762 (253 amino acids)
Biological process (GO): G protein-coupled receptor signaling pathway
Cellular component (GO): membrane
Molecular function (GO): olfactory receptor activity; G protein-coupled receptor activity
Source: RefSeq, a predicted model, not a curated record
AUGUACUUCUUUUUGAGUCACUUGUCGUUUUCAGAUCUCUGUUACUCUUCUGUCAUUACCCCUAAACUCCUGGAUAUCUUGAUAGCUGGGGACACGUCUCUUUCAUACAUUGCCUGUAUGCUUCAACUGAUUUUUUUCAGUGUAUUUGGUAGUCUGGAGUCACUUAUCCUGGCACUGAUGUCCUGUGACCGCUGUGUGGCAGUAAGCAGGCCGCUAUUAUAUUACCGUAUAAUGACAGCAUCAGUAUGCCGACUAUUGAUAGCAAGCUGCUAUACCGUUGCCAUAUUGACUUCAGUCUUAAAUGCGUCCUAUGCAUUCCAACUUUCCUUCUGUGGACCAGUGAACAUGCAACAUUUCUAUUGUGACUACCCCCCUAUGCUGAAGCUUGCUUGUUCUGAUACCUAUGCCAAUGAACUUGUCCUUUUGUCCUCAGUGGCACUGGUUAGUGGCAUAUCUGUGGUUACUAUUAUGACUUCCUAUGGUUAUAUCAUACAUAUUGUGCUUGGAAUUAGGUCCACAGAGGGCAGGUGUAAGAUUUUCUAUACCUGUUCAUCUCACCUUACUGUAGUUAUCAUGUUUUAUGGUACUAUAUUGUUUAUGUACCUGCGCCCAAGUGUACAAUAUUUUUCAGAACAAGACAAAGUAGUGGCAGUUUUUUAUACUGUGGUUAUUCCUGCAUUAAACCCGCUAAUCUAUAGCUGGAGGAACAAAGACCUGCAGACUGCUGUCAAAAAGAUUAUGAGAAGAAGAUGCAUAUGUUAA